AUGUCGGUUCUUCGUAGCCUGAACUGGGCUGCCCAAAGCCUGGGAUCAACUGAUUACUAUCCUCGUUUCGAACACUUUGGACGAGUCUUUUCUCUACUUCCCGCCGGCUCGACAGCUACUCACCAUGAUGUGGGCAAGCCUAAAGUGGAACCUAAGACUGCGACAGAGCACGCAUCCUGGGCGGAAAUUGAACAUGGCGACGGCUACGACGUCACCAGACAGUGCCGAACUAUCAAAAUAACUCUGGACAGGCCUGGCCAGGGAAACGCACUCACCCUUCAACUCACUAAAGACCUCACAUCUGUCUUUUCAAGAUACGCUAGCGACAAUACAGUCCACCGUAUCGUCCUCACAGCACGAGGCCGGUAUUUCUGCACCGGAAUGCACCUCCAAGAGGACCUGUUCACGUCACCCGCACAACGAGGCAGCGCACUCCAAGACCUCUUCAACACUAUCGACACGUGUCCGAAGACGACGAUAGCGGCCAUCAACGGGCCAGCCUUCGGCGGAGGUGUGGGCCUGGCCAUGGUCUGCGACAUCCGUCUGGCGGUGGAAAGCGCCUACUUCUGCCUGAGCGAGGCGAAGCUAGGACUGUGCCCUGCGAUUGUGUCUCGGUAUCUCGUGCGGGAAUGGGGGGUCAGCCUGGUCAGGAUGGCCAUGCUGACGGCCAAGAAGAUCCAGCCAAGGGUGCUGUCGAAUAUCGGUGCCGUGCAUGCACUCGCAAAGGAUCAGGUGGAUUUGGACAACGCCCUCGACAGGAUGUUGUCGGAUUUGAUGCUCGUCGCUCCUCAGGCAUCCGCAAACAUCAAGAGGCUGCUCGCCGAGGUUGUUGUUGAUGCUGACCACAACGCGAUGGACGCGCUGGCUCUGGAUGUUUUCCAAGAUAUGUUUUCUGAGAGUUCGGAGGCGAGAUACGGUAUUGGACAAUUUCGGGAGGGUAAUAGAAAUGUAAAUUGGGACAAUCCCACUGUAAAUUACGUCGGCCACUUAGAGAAAUGA
Messenger RNA from Diaporthe citri, 999 nucleotides. RefSeq lists its product as uncharacterized. The coding region runs from base 1 to 999 and encodes 332 amino acids. The record is from RefSeq and is a predicted model, not a curated record. The transcript has a single exon. Gene Ontology annotation, molecular function: catalytic activity. Lineage: Eukaryota; Fungi; Ascomycota; Sordariomycetes; Diaporthales; Diaporthaceae.